AUGGUGCAACAGGCAAGGUCAGAGCGAAUGUCUAUUACCAUUGAGACUGACACAUGUUCUGAUUCAGUUCAGGAGGGGUCCAACAAAACUGGACCAGCAGCAGUAAGUGAUGAGCAGGCUGUCAAAGCGCAGGCUGUCAAAACCAACACGGAUUUCAAAUCCACCAGUGAUGUACAGUUUUGA
Molecule: messenger RNA, 183 nt
Organism: Arabis nemorensis
Lineage: Eukaryota; Viridiplantae; Streptophyta; Magnoliopsida; Brassicales; Brassicaceae
Source: the annotation of a GenBank genome assembly